UGUUCUCGCCAACAACAGCAUCGGAAAACCCACAUUGACUUGAGAAAUGUUUUUCACAUGUGCAAUUCUUUGAUAUAUGAUCGAAUAUUUCAUAAACAACUUAUGUCCUAGAUAUGCAUCUGAAGCUGAUUUCUGUCAUUAUUCUGGCAGUAUCUGCUGUUACGUGUGAAAGAAAUACUCAACAGCUGCAUUCACUGAUUGCACCUGACUCAGUCUUGUUUGUGUCUACAUUGAUUGGUAACUUCCAUGCAGUCAGUAAAACCACUGGCAAAGUGUUAUGGACUUUACAUGAAGAUCCUGUUAUCAAGGUUCCAGUCAGUGUUUCAGCCGGGAAAUUAACUUUCCUUCCUGACCCAAAGGAUGGAAGUCUAUAUGCUCUAAGUGAUGGCAUGGAGAGAAUCAAGAAGUUGCCCUUCACCAUCCCACAGCUUGUGACAGCUUCUCCAUGUAAAAGUAAUGAAGGAAUCUUGUAUACAGGACACAAAAAGGACACCUGGAUUGCAGUUGAUGCAAUAACAGGGCAAAAGAUUCAAACCUUGUCAAUGGAUGGAACUCGGAAAGUCUGUCCUUCUAAAGCUGAAAAUAUCAUUUACAUUGGCAGAACUGAGUAUACCAUUACAAUGUUUGAUGCAAAGACUGGAACUAAAAGAUGGAAUGCCACAUUCAUGGACUACUCAUCACAUGUUGCCAAAGAUUUACUGGACUAUGAGUUAAAGCACUUCACAGCCAGUUCAGAUGGCAUGACUGUCACACUAGACAGCAAAUCAGGUGAGGUGCAGUGGUACAUGGAUUACAAUUCACCUGUGGUUGCCAUGUACACCAUGAACCAAGAUGGCGGCCUACAAAAGGUGCCCUUCAUGAGCUUUGCUCCAGAAACACUGGAACACCUUACAGGACAACUGUCAUCCAAUCACUGGAGACACAAAUUUCUGGAGCAUGGUCGAAAGAAAAUCUUCUACCCCACACUCUAUGUAGGUGAAUACGAACAUGGCUUCUUCGCCUUGACCUCACUUGUGGAUGAAAAGACAGUAACCAUUGCUCCCAAGGAGAAGGGGAUGCUCCUGAUAGAAGGGCCUACUCUGGAGAAAAAUGUUCAUGAGCAGAGAAUAAAGGCUUCAACUGUCCGUCGAGGAGGGCCUGUUCUCAUGUUAGGCUAUCACGAAGUCCCAGACAAAUCCAAGUCCAGAAUCUCACCAGCAUUUCAGAUUACAGAAGAUUCUGAUGAGGAGGGGGAUAUCAGAGUGAUCCCUGUGCCACCAGUUGUGGACAGUGUUCCAACCAAAAACAGCACAGACCUGGACAGCAGUCUGUUAGCAAUGUAUCUUGGGUCUGACUUCAAGUUCCUCAUCACAGUCGGCCUGCUGAUUAUCACCAUACUUGCCAUCGUCUACUACUUUCCAAGGCAACAAGAGCUGUCUAUCAAAAGAAUGUUGAGGGAACAACAGCUAUUAGACCAGAACCAAAAGUCAGCUCAAACUUCAUUUAUUGGAAGUGGAAACACAAAAUCUGGUGAAAACUAUGACAGUUUGCCAAACGGACAUAUCAAGGUUGGAAAAAUAGAUUUCAACCCUAACGAUGUGCUGGGCCAUGGUUGUGAGGGAACAUUCGUGUACAGGGGCCGGUUUGACAAUCGAGACGUGGCAAUCAAGCGACUUCUACCCGAGUGUUUUACAUUUGCUGACCGGGAAGUGGAGCUUUUGAGGGAGUCGGAUCAGCACCCAAACGUCAUAAGAUACUUCUCCAUGGAGGCUGACAGCCAGUUCCGAUACAUAGCUUUGGAGUUGUGUGUGGCCACUGUACAAGACUUUGUGGAGGGGCACACUCCAUAUUCUAGGAUGCUGGAUCCUCUCGUUCUGCUAUUCCAGGCCAUGUCAGGCAUAGCACAUCUGCAUUCCCUCGAUAUCGUCCACAGAGAUGUCAAGCCCCACAAUGUACUGCUGUCCCAGCCCAAUGCUAAGGGCGAGGUGAGGGCCAUGAUCUCAGACUUCGGCUUGUGUAAGAAGUUGGCAGCUGGCCGUAUUUCAUUUUCCCGCAGGUCUGGAGCAGCUGGAACGGAUGGAUGGAUAGCUCCAGAAAUGAUGGAGGAGAAUAAGAGAGUUACCUGCAGCGUUGACAUAUUUUCCACUGGAUGUGUCUUCUUUUAUGUACUUACUAAAGGAAAGCAUCCAUUUGGAGACUCUUUACGACGACAGGCCAAUAUUAUGGCAGGCGAUCACCAUCUAGACAGUUUACCUGUGACAGAUUACUAUGUAAGGCGAGAUUUAAUAGAAGCGGCCUUGAGCAUUGAACCAGCCAGGAGACCAACAGCUAAAAUGAUAUUAAAACACCCAUUCUUUUGGAGCAGGGAAAAGCAAAUGAUGUUCUUCCAGGAUGUGAGUGACAGGACUGAGAAGGAGACAGAGCAGUGUGAGGUGGUACGGAAGCUGGAGGAAGGAGGGUCAGAGGUCGUCAAGAAAGACUGGCGAAAAAAUAUUACAGUAGAAUUACAAAAUGAUCUCAGAAAAUUUAGAACCUACAAAGGAGAGAAUGUGAGAGACUUACUCAGAGCUAUGAGAAACAAAAAACACCAUUAUCGAGAGCUGCCUGACAAUGUGAAGAAUUCCCUUGGAGCAGUGCCAGACCAGUUUGUGUUAUACUUUACCUCACGCUUUCCAAGACUUUUAAUUCAUACAUAUCAUGCCAUGAUGUGUUGUAAGGAUGAACGUGUAUUCCGACAAUAUUACAAUACAGACUCUACGGAAGCACAUAAGCUGUUAUAGCAGUGUGGUAGGACCAAGGUUAUCAGACCCGUUAUAGCAGUGUGGUAGGAUCAAGGUUAUCACACACAUUGUAACAGUGCACAGACAGGACAGAAAUUAUCAAAACAAUGUGGUGCUCUCGGUGCAAUAUUUCUAUAUUUUCUACAACUUAAAUGACACAUUUAGUGCAAAUCUACAGUUUUCAUGACACUUUUGUGCAGUGAAAGUCCUAUAAUGUUGAAUCAAAGAAUCAGUUUUGGUGGCUUUUACAUGUAUUAUGUACAGUUUAUGUAAUUUUACUAUGAGUUUAAUUUUAUUGAAUUUUUUUACUUUCUUUAUGUUUGAGUGAUAUCAGUGAACCAAAAAGUGUCUUUCAGUACAUUACUUAGACAACACAAGCCAUUGUUCUGACAUCUUUUGCAUUGGAGAGAAAAAUAGAGAGAAUGUCUUUUUUCCUUUUUAAUUAUUGAUGAAAAGGUGUACAUGAUAUAAUUUUAAUUGAUCAUUUGGACUACACCUGCAUCUUAUAAAAAAUGACAAACAAGCCAUGAGCAUGUUUUUGUACAUUAAAACAACCAUUCUGUUUGUAUGGACUUCAUUACAUUUAUUAUAGACAGCAUUCAUAGACAGGAAAACCAUUACUUUACCGACAUCACUCAUAGACAGGAAAACCAAUAUUUAACUGACAUCAUUCAUAGACUGGAACUCCAUUACUUAACUGACAUCACUCAUAGACAGGGAAUCCAUUACUUAACUCACAACACUCAUAGACAAGGAAUCCAUUACUUAACUGACAUCACCCAUAGACAGGAACUCCAUUACUUAACUGACAUCACUCAUAGACAGGGAAUCCAUUACUUAACUGACAUCAUUCAUAGACUGGAACUCCAUUACUUAACUGGUAUCACUCAUAGACAGGGAAUUCAUUACUUAACUGACAUCACCCACAGACAGGAACUCUAUUACUUAACUUACAUCACUCAUAGACAGGGAAUCCUUUACUUAACUGACAUCAACCAUAGACAGGAACUCCAUUACUUAAAUUACAUCACUCAUAGACAGGAACUCCAUUACUUAACCAACAUCACUCAUAGACAGGAACUCCAUUACUUAACUUACAUCACUCAUAGACAGGAACUCCAUUACUUAACUGACAUCACUCAUAGACAGGGAAUCCAUUACUUAACUCACAUCACUCAUAGACAGGAACUCCAUUACUUAACUGACAUCACUCAUAGACAGGAACUCCAUUACUUAACUGACUUUACUCAUGGACCAGAACUCCAUUACUUAACUGACAUCAAUUGUUUGAUAAAUCCGGAAAUUUUGUUACGCUAGAAGUAACAAUAUAAGUUGUCAAAAUAUGUCCUCAUUAGUGUGGUUAUAUAUGGUACUUUAACCAAUUAUUUCUCAUAGGAAUUUUACAGUAUUACCAUUAUUUCAUGCUGUUACUAUUUUAUUUGGUACCUCCAAUAUUUUGAAGAGUUGUGGAGAGAAGAAUGUUUGUGUGAGGUAAACUUUGUGAGCAAAAUCUGUGUUCUUUAUAAAUAAUCCAAUCAUGUGAAGAGCUUUUAUGUAAAGAAAGAGAAAGUCUCUGUUUGUGUUGAUGUGAGAUGAACUUGUCCUUAAAUUUUCUAUGGUAAUCCAGUUUAUGGUGGGGAAAUGACCUACUGUGUGGCAGGUCGACAGCUGAACCUGGUGAGUAAAUUCAUGAGUUGUAUCAUUGAAGACUUGGUUGAUAACAACAUUAAAAGACCAGUUUACUUUUAUUUAUUACAACAAUCAUGGACACAGCAUUUUUUUAAAGAGAUAACCCAACACCUUAGCCAUUAAGAAAACUUGUAACACAUCCAAGUGUUAGCUUUUCUAAUCUGUGAAGAAUUAAGGAUCACCAGGAUAACUUUAUCUGUCAUCAGUUGUUGUUGUGAUUGUAAACAUUUGGCCGUAACGCACCAUGUAAGAAUGUUCAGUAAUCAUGAACAUGGUAAUGUGGUUAUACUGUUUUUACAAUGUUACAGCUGUUAUGUUAAUAUUACCUGUGGGAUGAUUUACUGAUUUGAUAUAACUUGUCUCAGUGACAUAUACAACCAGUCUUAGGGAAAAACUUCAUAGCAAAUCUGAAAUGAUAAUAUCCAUGUUAGCGUCUACCAGUUACUUUGGAAUAUGUUUUUGACAUAGAGAUUGUUGUUGUAAGGAUUACAUGGAAGGAAGGCUGUUUAAUUAGUAGGAUCUUAUACUCACCUUCAGUCACAGACAAUCAAAUUGAAUGUUUAUCAUGUAACUUGAAAAUAUUAUGAUACAUGUACAUGCAAUUACAUGAUAUAUUGUAGCGGUAAUUGUUUGUAUAUAUGUAAU
Messenger RNA from Mizuhopecten yessoensis (Yesso scallop), 5093 nucleotides. RefSeq names its product serine/threonine-protein kinase/endoribonuclease IRE1-like. The record is from RefSeq and is a predicted model, not a curated record. Bases 114 to 2759 code for a protein of 881 amino acids. Gene Ontology annotation, molecular function: ATP binding; RNA endonuclease activity; protein serine/threonine kinase activity. Gene Ontology annotation, cellular component: IRE1-TRAF2-ASK1 complex. The transcript has 22 exons. Gene Ontology annotation, biological process: mRNA processing; intrinsic apoptotic signaling pathway in response to endoplasmic reticulum stress; IRE1-mediated unfolded protein response. NCBI's taxonomy places the organism in Eukaryota, Metazoa, Mollusca, Bivalvia, Pectinida, Pectinidae.